This is a messenger RNA of Didymella exigua CBS 183.55, 1563 nucleotides long. Its product is annotated as tRNA pseudouridine synthase B. NCBI's taxonomy places the organism in Eukaryota, Fungi, Ascomycota, Dothideomycetes, Pleosporales, Didymellaceae. Gene Ontology annotation, cellular component: mitochondrion. The transcript has 2 exons. Gene Ontology annotation, biological process: mRNA pseudouridine synthesis; tRNA modification. Bases 388 to 1512 code for a protein of 374 amino acids. The record is from RefSeq and is a predicted model, not a curated record. Gene Ontology annotation, molecular function: RNA binding; pseudouridine synthase activity.
AACAAGCGUAAGCGAAAAGUCUCACACAGUGCUGCAAAAAAUCCGACAAAGCGUCGUUGUGUUGUGGCUGCUCGAAGUCGUGUUGACGCUGCACCGCCAGCUGCGUCUCCCCCACCCAAAAUCACUGCGAGAGGCCGCAACUCGCGGUUACCAGCCAAAUAUAAAUAGCACAAUUGAAGUGCAAGGCUCUGUAUAGCAAUACACCAACUUUUCUCGCGAUAAUAGCUUUUGAGUGUGGCUCUACAGCUUCAUUUUUCUAUCGCUGAUAUCUCGUUGGGGUGGCUCAUCGGCUGAACUGGCUCAUCGGCCGCACGGCCACGGGUAGCGCGACAAGUGUCAAAUGAAACUUCCUGCGACGAUGCCGCCUCAUACCAACAACAAUCAGAUAUGGAAGUGCCGGAGGGGAUGGUACUUGAAGGGAUACUUGCUGUCAACAAGCCAGCCCAUGUUUCAUCAGCAGAAGUCCUUGAGAAGCUGCAGGCAACAUUUGCGUCAUCCCAGAUAUAUGCACCACUCUUACGGACUCAGCCUAAAAGGACCAGCAAAAGCGAUGGCCAGGUUUUCAGGAUGGGCCACGGCGGGACGCUGGACCCACUAGCUGCAGGCGUGCUCAUUGUUGGCAUAGGUCGAGGCACGAAGCAGCUGCAGAAGUACCUUGCCUGCACUAAGUCUUAUGAGACAACAGUACUGUUCGGUGCAAGCACGGACUCUUAUGAUUGCACAGGUGUGGUCACCGAGCGAGCGAAUUGCGCACAUGUUACUCGAACCUUAGUAGAAGCGCAGCUUGCCCAAUUUCGAGGGACUAUCUCGCAAGCCCCACCGAUUUACUCGGCCUUAAAAAUCGACGGCAAGAAAGCUUGUGAAUAUGUACGCAAUGGGCAGGCGCUGCCGAGACAGCUCGAGAGUAGGGGAAUGCUUGUUGACGAGUGCAUGUUGCUCGAAUGGUACGAAGCAGGCCAGCACGUUCUCCAAUAUCCAGGGGAAGAGAAGCCAGCGACCGCACCUGCAGCACGCAUACGAUUGACUGUCUGUUCAGGCUUCUAUGUCCGAAGCUUUGCGCAUGAUCUGGGCAUUGCCUGUCAGUCUAGAUCCCACAUGGCGACUCUGCUUCGCACACGACAGGCAAGUUACACCACGCAAGAUCCUCCAGAUUCGCCGGAUCUGACAACUGCGAUUACUUAUGCGGAUAUUGACGGCGGAGAAGGUGUAUGGGGACCUAAGAUUCGCCCGCAGCUUGAGGCAUGGGUGCUUGCAAAUCCUAUGGCCAGAGGGCAUGUGAACGGUCGAAGCGAAGAGGCAAGACGAAGGAAGGCUACAGUGGAAGGCGAGAGGCCCAAGCAAAGAUUCAGAGGUGGGUAUGUCGCCGAUACCAAGAAAGAGAGGAUCAAGCAGCAAGGUGGCAAAUACAAAGGUAAAUGGGGCCGGAAGUCGACUACAGGCGGCCCUGUUCAUGACAAAGCGGCAAGCGUCGAAGAAACGGUUGAAGCAUCCGUCGAUCAGGCAGCAGUAUAGUCGCAGUAAGCAACCUUAAGAUCGUUGUCAAUUACAGAGUGUACAGUACAG